AGCCCCCCGUGACCGUUCCAUCUCCACGCUCCUCCUCUUCGUCCUCGGCGCCUCGGCCUACUCCGGAAUCCGGAUUGCAGCUCCAUUCUACUGGAUCACAAACAUCCAAGAUGGCAACUACUUUCACAGCACCAAUUCUCUGCAACUUCAAGACCAACACACGUCUGCAGCUGCCUACCCUGAACCAGAGCACGAGACAGCCACUGCAUCUGCGACUGAGCCUGGCGAGGAUCACGCCUACAUUCCCAGGCUCCGGGGCUUCGUCGAGGGACUUCCGCGCCAUGGCCGUGUACAAGGUGAAGCUGAUCGGUCCGGACGGGAAGGAGAGCGUGAUCAACGUGUCAGAGGACAACUACAUCCUGGACGCGGCCGAGGAGGCCGGCCUGGACCUGCCCUACUCGUGCCGCGCCGGCGCAUGCUCCACCUGCGCCGGCAAGGUGCUGGAGGGCGGCGUGGACCAGUCGGACCAGUCGUUCCUCGACGAGGAGCAGGUCGGCUCCGGCUACGCGCUCACCUGCGUCGCCUACCCGACCUCCGACUGCGUCAUCCAGACGCACAAGGAGUCCGACCUGUACUAGCUAGCUAGCCAAUGAUAUUUUCAUCCAAUCUUGACGCUCUGAUAUGAUCUGCAAAUGUAGCUGUCGCUGAAUCUUAGCUCGAUUUUGUUCCCAGUUUUAUCGCUGUCUACUUUUAACCUGACCAAGUGCGCACGCUCUUGUCUCU
Lolium rigidum is the source of this 723-nucleotide messenger RNA. Its product is annotated as ferredoxin-1-like. The transcript is spliced from 2 exons. NCBI's taxonomy places the organism in Eukaryota, Viridiplantae, Streptophyta, Magnoliopsida, Poales, Poaceae. The coding region runs from base 111 to 578 and encodes 155 amino acids. The record is from RefSeq and is a predicted model, not a curated record. Gene Ontology annotation, molecular function: 2 iron, 2 sulfur cluster binding; electron transfer activity. Gene Ontology annotation, biological process: electron transport chain.